Molecule: messenger RNA, 441 nt
Organism: Zalophus californianus (California sea lion)
Lineage: Eukaryota; Metazoa; Chordata; Mammalia; Carnivora; Otariidae
Product: solute carrier family 49 member 4-like
Exons: 1
Coding region: 1-441 (146 amino acids)
Cellular component (GO): membrane; intracellular membrane-bounded organelle
Source: RefSeq, a predicted model, not a curated record
AUGGGCGCGGGCUGGAGCAGCGAGGAGGAGCGGCAGCCACCGCUGGGGCCCAGGCUCGGGCCUGCACCGGGGGCUGUCUGGAGAAGCCGGGAAGCGGCGGCGGCGGCGCUGCCCGCGGCGGCCCCGGGUCCCGGGCGGGUGUUCGGGCGCCGCUGGCUGGUGCAGCUGCUCUUCUCGCUGCUGGGCUUCGCGCAGGGCCUGGUCUGGAACACCUGGGGCCCCAUCCAGAACUCGGCGCGCCAGGCCUAUGGCUUCUCCAGCUGGGACAUCGCGCUGCUUGUGCUGUGGGGACCCAUCGGCUUCCUGCCCUGCUUCGCGUUCAUGUGGCUCCUGGACAAGAGAGGUCUUCGGGUAACUGUGCUUCUGACAUCCUUCCUUAUGGUUUUGGGAACAGGUCUAAGAUGCAUACCUGUAUCAGACUUAAUGCUUAAAAGAAGGUAA